This is a messenger RNA of Phlebotomus papatasi, 2191 nucleotides long. RefSeq names its product chitooligosaccharidolytic beta-N-acetylglucosaminidase-like. NCBI's taxonomy places the organism in Eukaryota, Metazoa, Arthropoda, Insecta, Diptera, Psychodidae. Gene Ontology annotation, biological process: glycosaminoglycan metabolic process; ganglioside catabolic process; carbohydrate metabolic process. The record is from RefSeq and is a predicted model, not a curated record. The coding region runs from base 267 to 2042 and encodes 591 amino acids. Gene Ontology annotation, molecular function: beta-N-acetylhexosaminidase activity. The transcript has 4 exons. Gene Ontology annotation, cellular component: membrane.
CUAGCACAAUCGUAACUGUCAUCGCGGUGGCCAAACCAAACCCGUUCUCGAAGGUAAAUAGUCGAGGAAAGUUAAAGGAGAAGCUGAAGACACGUUCCAGCAACGACGACGUGGGCAGGAGAUUCUUUGUUUUAUUUAUUUAUUUUUUUUUACUCAAAUCCCAGGCCAUAUAAAUAUGCAACCGAAGCGUCUCUGAUGCUUCAGUUUUAAUCAAAGUGUGUUCUGUUGAUCUGCAAACAAAGCUUUGAAAUUUUCCGGGGAGAAAUAUGAAAGGACUGAUAGGAUUAGUUGCAGUACUUUCAUUCAUAUCUUCAAUAUCAACGGAAGACAGCCCAAAAUGGGGAUAUGAAUGCGUCCAGGGGAAGUGCAAGAAGGUUGAAGCUCUCAAUCGAGAGGAUGUUGUGAGUUUAGGAGUCUGUCGGCUGUUCUGUGGCGAGGACAUUGGAACUCUGUGGCCAAAGCCAACGGGAAAUGUCCGAGUGGGAAAUACUCUUGCUCACAUUGACAUCGAUGGGAUUCUAUUUAAAUUCCCAGAUUACAAAAAUCAACAGGUUUACUGGGAACAGACGCAUCAGCGUUUCCUGGAUCAGAUAAAAGCGAAAGUAACGAAAAAUCAUGUUCUGCGCAAGGGAGGAAAGAAAGUUAUGCUGGACAUUGCUGUGGACAAGGAGCCACUAACAUUUGACUACAGCACAGACGAAAGCUACAGGCUGGAUGUGAAGGAGGAAGAUGGGAAUGUGGCAGUGAAAAUUGUCGCUCCAACGUACUAUGGAGCUCGACAUGGUGUUGAGACUCUGGCCCAAUUGAUUGUCUACGACAACAUUCGCACGGAAUUGCAGGUCGUGUCAAGCGUAAGUAUUGAGGAUGCUCCAACCUUUAAGCAUCGUGGGAUUUCUCAUGAUACUUCUCGGAAUUACUUUUCCGUUGAGGCCAUCAAAAAGACAAUUGACGCUAUGGCCAUGGUCAAACUCAAUACGUUCCACUGGCAUAUCACAGACUCUCAUAGUUUCCCUGUGAUCAUCAAGUCCCAUCCGGAUCUUGCAGGCUACGGUGCCUAUAGUCCUGAGCAAGUUUACACGGCCGAAGAUGUCCGGGAUAUUGUCAAGUACGCUCGUAUUCGUGGAGUACGAGUCAUUCCGGAAUUCGAUGCUCCAGCUCAUGUUGGUGAGGGUUGGCAGAAGAAGAAUAUGACUGUCUGCUUCAAUGCUCAACCGUGGAUUAGGUACUGCGUUGAGCCUCCGUGUGGGCAGUUAGAUCCGUCCAAGGAUGAACUCUAUAGUGUCCUGGAGGACAUCUAUCGAGAGUUCAAUGAGAUGUUCGAGGAACCUUUUGUCUUCCACAUGGGUGGAGACGAGGUAUCUGUAUCGUGCUGGAAUUCCAGCUCUGAACUUCAGCACUGGAUGCUCCAACGUGGUUGGCAACUCGAGGAGUCGGACUUUAUGCGUCUCUGGGGAUAUUUCCAGGACAAUGCUAUCCAGCGGUGGGACAAAGUAGCUUCAGGGAAAGUUCCCAUCAUCCUCUGGACAAGUCGACUGACUGACGUUCCCUAUGUGGAUGAUUACCUAGACAAGGAUCGCUAUAUCAUUCAGAUCUGGACGAAAGGGGAUGAUCCCAAAAUUGAGGAUCUCCUCAAUCGUGGUUUCAACCUAAUCUUCUCCAAUUACGAUGCCCUGUACUUCGAUUGUGGCUUCCAGGGUUGGGUCAGUGAUGGCCUCAAUUGGUGCUCGCCCUAUAUCGGUUGGCAGAAAGUCUACGACAACAGCCUAAGUGCCCUUGCAGGCAGCAAAGUCAAACAGGUUUUGGGAGCAGAAGCGGCUCUGUGGUCUGAACAAGUGGAUGAUUUUGCAUUGGACUCCCGUUUCUGGCCACGUGCCAGUGCCCUGGCCGAGCGUCUCUGGACAGAUCCAACGGACACAUGGCGAGACGCAGAAUCUCGCAUGCUGAUCCACAGGGAACGUUUGGUGGAGAAUGGCGUGGCAGCGGAUUCGCUGCAACCUCAGUGGUGUCUUCAGAAUGAGGGCGAAUGCCCAAAUUUACUGUGAGAAAUUUUUGGGGGAAGAUGAUUCAGCCUUAAAUUCGUCCAGCCUUUUCCUCACUUUAUGUCUCUCUCUCGAAACAAAAUUUCAGGUGCUUCUAAAUCACUUUUUAUAAUAGAUUCCAUUUUUGUCUCAAUAAAAUGUUAAAAGCUUAA